AUGCACAAUGAGCCGCUUGAUCCCUGCCAGGCCUCUCCACAGCCAGGCUUUCCAAGGCACCCCUCGAGGGUGUAUCCAACACCGACUACAGCGCUCCUGUUUACCCCUCUCAACAGAGGAGUCGCGCCUUACCUCUUCCUCUCGGACCUGCAUCUGUUGGGCCCACAGGUCUAUGGAAGUGUGGCACACUUUGGGUGGGUCCAAGACAUCCAACACAUGCAUGCGAUGCCACCUCAUCCAGCACUGGGAGGGCUUUCCGAUGCAGGGCUUCCCGCCGUGGUGCACCACUACGGCAAGCGAAUGCACGCCCACGCUGUCACGGCCCCAGUCGAACCCGAAAGGGUGAUGGCUGUCGUGAACCUGAGCUGCGUCACCACACGCCCGCGAGAUUGCUUAGCCGGGAGAGUGACGGCGAUCUCAGGGACCCGGCGACGCCGCGAUGAUGGCACACCACAGUAUCGGUCCACGCCUUCACGUGAGAGCGACUAUCAAACUCGUGGCGUUUUGUUGGCGUGGCUUGUUGUGCCCCUUGGGCAUGUGGCAGCUACCAUGGGAAAGCUGGUCCAAGACUCCAACGAUGCCAAAGAUGCUCAUACCAGCAUCCUCUUGCUUCUUCGCGAGUCGUAA
Messenger RNA from Chaetomium globosum CBS 148.51, 627 nucleotides. RefSeq lists its product as uncharacterized. Bases 1 to 627 code for a protein of 208 amino acids. The record is from RefSeq and is a predicted model, not a curated record. NCBI's taxonomy places the organism in Eukaryota, Fungi, Ascomycota, Sordariomycetes, Sordariales, Chaetomiaceae. The transcript has 3 exons.